This is a messenger RNA of Ipomoea triloba (trilobed morning glory), 726 nucleotides long. RefSeq names its product cysteine-rich and transmembrane domain-containing protein WIH2-like. The coding region runs from base 116 to 400 and encodes 94 amino acids. The record is from RefSeq and is a predicted model, not a curated record. The transcript has 3 exons. NCBI's taxonomy places the organism in Eukaryota, Viridiplantae, Streptophyta, Magnoliopsida, Solanales, Convolvulaceae.
CCGGGGAUCCUUUAAACCACUCUGCCGUAUUUGUCUUGCAUUGUCUCUCUCUACACACCAGAAUUCUCCGAUAUCCCAUUCCGGCGCUCGAUUCCCGUUCCGGCGUUCAAUCAUCAUGAGUUACAAUCAGGGUCCUCCUCCCGUCGGUGUGCCGCCUCCUCAAGGUUAUCCGCCGGAAGGAUAUCCUAAGGAUGCUUAUCCUCCACCCGGUUACCCGCCCCAGGGGUAUCCUCAAGGUUAUCCUCCUCAAGGAUACCCUCCCCAGGGCGGUUACCCUCCACAGUAUCCUCCGCCGCAGUACGCCGCCCCUCCGCCUCAGCAGCAAUCGGGGAGCUCCGGCUGCUUGGAAGGAUGUUUGGCUGCUCUGUGCUGUUGCUGUCUCUUAGAUGCGUGCUUUUGAGGUUGAUGAUAAACGGCAGUGGAAAUGGUUGGCUAUGGAGGGGGCGAACAGGAGUACAUUCAUAUCCCAUUACACCUGCGAAAGGAUCUUUUACGAACAAUGGAUUAUCUUAUCUUAUUUAGUCUUGUACCUUUCGAACAAUGGAUUACCUUAUCUUAGUCUUGUAGUUGUCUUUCGUUAAUCUUGGUUAAAUUAGCUUUUGAUAAAUAAUUUGGACCCAGAAUUUGCUAUCGAUUUUAUGAUGCUUCAAAGUGUGAAAUACCAUGUAAAUUGCCAGAGAUCCUAAUGUCUUUUAUGUGGAUAUACAACUCCUGUUUCUUCUUCUU